Peromyscus eremicus (cactus mouse) is the source of this 3016-nucleotide messenger RNA. RefSeq names its product phosphatidylinositol N-acetylglucosaminyltransferase subunit A-like. The record is from RefSeq and is a predicted model, not a curated record. The coding region runs from base 584 to 2026 and encodes 480 amino acids. Gene Ontology annotation, biological process: GPI anchor biosynthetic process. The transcript is spliced from 2 exons. Gene Ontology annotation, cellular component: glycosylphosphatidylinositol-N-acetylglucosaminyltransferase (GPI-GnT) complex. NCBI's taxonomy places the organism in Eukaryota, Metazoa, Chordata, Mammalia, Rodentia, Cricetidae. Gene Ontology annotation, molecular function: phosphatidylinositol N-acetylglucosaminyltransferase activity.
GCCUCAUGGCGUUCGCGGCGGAGUGAAACCGGGCUUCUUCACACGACCCUCUCCGCGGUCGCGGCCGGGGCCCAGCAGCGUGUGCGCCCUAAGAAGCCGGGUGCAGGCUAGGAGAGGCUGCAGCCUUCCGGCUGCCUCCUGGCGGCCCUCCCGACGCCCGCGGGCCCCGUGGUGCCCACAGCACACUCCUGCCCCUCGCGAGCCUCCCCCGGGCCGCGCUCACCGGCUACUAGCCCCGGGGCCUUCUCCGCGAAGUUACGGACGAGCUUGGCCAUCGUCUAGGGUGGAAGGUCCGUCUCCUCGAACCGCCGGCUGAAUGUCACCCUCGGAAGGACCCGUGGCAGGCCCCCUGCCCGACUUCCAAGAGGUGACAUGGAAACAAAGGAGCCUACUAAAAAGAAGGCACUUAUGGAGGAAAGGCCCACAUGACUACAAGAAAGGUCAAGAAAAAAUGUGAAGGGGACUGUUUGAGCACUACUACCCUUCAAUAAGGAGAAAAAUCAUUGCAUUGUGAACUUCAGGUGACAGAAGACACAUUUCUUAACUGGCUUGUACUGAGAACUGAUUCCUGCACCAACUCAGCAUGGCCUAUAGAGGAGGAGGUGGGCAUGGGCAGCGCCCCUCAGUGAUGCCGUCCACCAACAGCACCCGCACACAUAAUAUAUGCAUGGUCUCUGACUUUUUCUACCCAAACAUGGGAGGUGUGGAAAGCCACAUUUACCAGCUCUCUCAGUGCCUCAUUGAGAGGGGGCACAAGGUCAUAAUUAUCACCCAUGCUUACGGAAAUCGAAAGGGCAUCCGUUACCUCACCAAUGGCCUCAAAGUUUAUUACUUGCCCCUCAGAGUCAUGUACAACCAAUCUACAGCCACGACUCUCUUCCACAGUCUGCCAUUGCUCAGGUACAUAUUUGUCCGGGAGAGAGUUACCAUAAUCCAUUCCCACAGUUCUUUUUCUGCCAUGGCCCAUGACGCUCUCUUCCACGCCAAGACAAUGAGACUUCACACAGUUUUCACAGAUCAUUCCCUUUUCGGAUUUGCUGAUGUCAGCUCUGUGCUUACAAACAAGCUUCUAACUGUGUCUCUCUGUGACACAAACCACAUCAUUUGUGUCUCUUACACAAGUAAGGAAAACACUGUACUGCGGGCAGCACUAAACCCUGAAAGAGUGUCCGUCAUUCCUAACGCUGUAGAUCCUACUGACUUCACCCCAGGACCACUUAGGCGGCAUGGCGGUGUAAUAACCAUUGUUGUCGUGAGCAGACUGGUUUACAGAAAAGGGAUCGACUUGCUUAGUGGUAUAAUACCCGAACUCUGUCAGAAAUAUCCCAAGUUAAAUUUCCUAAUUGGGGGAGAGGGACCAAAGAGCAUCGUUUUGGAAGAAGUACGGGAAAGAUACCAACUACAUGACAGAGUGCAUCUUUUGGGAGCUUUAGAACACAAGGAUGUCAGAAAUGUCUUAAUUCAAGGACAUAUUUUUCUUAACACCUCCCUGACCGAAGCCUUCUGCAUGGCGAUCCUGGAAGCCGCCAGCUGUGGUCUACGGGUUGUUAGCACCAAGGUUGGUGGGAUCCCUGAAGUGCUUCCGGAGAAUCUUAUUAUUUUAUGUGAACCUUCGGUAAAAUCUUUGUGUGAAGGGCUGGAAAAAGCUAUUUUCCAAGUGAAGUCGGGGAUGUUCCCAGAUGCAGAAAAUAUCCACAAUGUAGUGAAGGCUUUCUACACCUGGCGGAACGUGGCCGAGAGAACUGAGAAGGUGUACGAGAGGGUGGCGAGGGAAACUGUGCUGCCGAUGCAUGAGAGGCUGACCAGGCUCACCUCCCACUGUGGCCCACUUACAGGCCACAUUUUCGCUUUGCUGGCUGUCUUCAGCUAUCUCUUCCUCAUGUUCCUGAGAUGGAUGACUCCCGAUUCUGUCAUCGAUGUGGCAAUAGAUGCCACUGGACCAAGGGGAGCGUGGACUCAUGAAUGCCCUCAUGAUACAAAAGGAGAUGAGAUUGACAAGGUAUCCAAGAGCGAGCCUGAACUGUAAACUUUAGACAGUUCUAUUAAUACAACUGAAAAAUAACCUUGUUCUUUUGUUUUGGGGCUUUGAAGUUAACUUGGUAAACCAUGCUACCUCUGUAGCAUUCACCGUUUCAUUUGAGGAAAGCUGAACACUCACAUGAUUCCUGAGCUCAGAAGCUCCUUAACUCCUUUGAGGGAGACCAGUUUGGCCACUCAGGUUUGAAAGUUUCAGAUUACUGAAAUCCCUCCAGUGGAGAUGUUUUAGCAUUACACUUUGGGAGCCUUGGGUGCUAGGUCAUUUUUGGCCAGUUUUUAACAUUAUACCAUCAAUUCAACAUCCACCAGACACAUACAAGCUUUCUUUAGGGAGAUGUAAAGUUAUGUGAACUAUUUUAAGUCAAGUUGAUGUUUCUUUAUUGGACCCUGAGAUUAUACUCUUACACAUGGGUCUACUCAGUAAGUGUACCAUACAAUCUGAGCAAUUUGCCAACAUGUUUUGAGUACCUGCUCUGUUUGAAAUGUUGGACAGGUAGUGCCUGCCACUUAGGACUAGUUAAUGUGAUGCAGUCAAACAGUUAACAUGUCCCAAAUGCUCAAGUUACUUAAUUUGAGGAAAAUGCCACAUCACAUACUCUUAGUACCUCUCUAAUCUGGCUGUAUGCAUUCUCCUAGGUGGACACUUCAUAUCAUGUGUGUAUGAAGAGAUUUUGCUUUUCAAGUCCUAGGGGUUGGUACCACUGUUGUAGGCUUAAAAAAUUACUUAUUAUUGUUGUGUGUUUAUGACAUGUAUGUAGGGUAGAACAAUGUGUUUCUGUAUACAGACCUUGAUUAUAACUGUCAGUGUAUGUGGAAACACACUGUUCCACCCAGCUAUUUAUAAUUAAAGUGAAGUGAACAUUGAGGAAUUUUCUAAAAAGUUGUAUUUUUUUUUUAAUUGCAUUGCUUCUGAUGUUAUAGUUGCAUGCAUAAACCAAGGCUGUUAAAACAUGCUCAUGACCAAAAAUAAAGACGAGAA